Messenger RNA from Oryza brachyantha (malo sina), 1467 nucleotides. Its product is annotated as probable kinase CHARK. Gene Ontology annotation, biological process: protein phosphorylation. The record is from RefSeq and is a predicted model, not a curated record. Bases 1 to 1299 code for a protein of 432 amino acids. Gene Ontology annotation, molecular function: ATP binding; protein kinase activity. Gene Ontology annotation, cellular component: plasma membrane. Lineage: Eukaryota; Viridiplantae; Streptophyta; Magnoliopsida; Poales; Poaceae. The transcript has 2 exons.
AUGGUGGACGCCAUAGCUAUUGUGUUGCUUGUUCGUCUGGUUGCGUGCCCUGUCGUGGGUUUCUUUCUAGCUCUCUUCUUGAGGUCGAGGGCCAAGAGGAUCAACUCCUCCUCAGCAUGUGCAGUGCAAAACAUGCACGGAUCAAUCGAGUCCAACCGCGAGGAGGCCGAGACCCACCACCACGCCGAGCUGGAGAUCGUCGUCGCUGCGGCCGGUGCAAGGCGAUACAGCUACGACGAGCUCGCCGCCGCGACAGGUGACUUCACGGAGGAGGAGAAGCUCGGGCAAGGAGGCUUUGGCUGCGUCUACCGUGGCCGGCUCCCGGUCGUCGCGGGCGGCAACGGCGGCGGCGACGGCCAGCAGGUGGCCAUCAAGUUCUUGUCGGACUCCUCGUCGCAGGGAAGGAAGGAGUUCGAGGCCGAGGUGAAGAUCAUAACCCGGCUGAGGCAUCGCAACCUUGUGCAGCUGCUAGGUUGGUGCGAUUGCCCCAGGGGGCUCAUGCUCGUCUACGAACUUGUGCCAGGAGGGAGCCUAGAUAAGCAUAUCUACCACACCGAGAGGCUGUUAACUUGGCCAGAGAGGUACAAGAUCAUACUGGGAUUGGCAUCCGUGCUGCGUUACCUUCACGAAGAGUGGGAGCAGUGCAUCGUCCAUGGCGACAUCAAGCCAAGCAACAUCAUGCUCGACUCCUCCUACAACGUUAAGAUGGGAGACUUCGGGCUGGCUAGGCUCAUCGACCACGGCGAGCGCUGGAAGACCACCAAGGCCGUUCAGGGCACCGCUGGGUACAUCGACCCGGAGUUCGUCAACACGCAGCGGCCGAGCACCGAGUCCGACGUCUACAGCUUCGGCGUCGUCCUCCUCGAGCUCGUCUCCGGCCGGAAACCGGUGGACCACCCGGUGGACGCGCCGCCGUUCAUGCUGGUGAAGUGGGUACAGGGACUGUAUAGCCAGAACGCGAUCCUCGACGCGGCGGACGGGCGGCUGCGCUGCGACGGCGGCGGCGUCGACGAGCUCGCCGAGCGGCAGAUGGAGCGCGCCCUGGUCGUCGGGCUGUGGUGCGCGCACCCGGAGAUGGGGGAGCGCCCGUCCAUCACGCAAGCCAUGCGCGUCCUGCAGUCCGACGACGCGAGGCUGCCGGCGCUCUCGCCGCAGAUGUACAUGGCGCCGCCAGGAUUAAUGUCGUUCGCCGUGGGCGAUCAGUUCGGUGUUUCGGGGAGCUCCUCCUCAAGCAGCGGCGCCCGCUCGUUGGCAACCACCAGUACUACCACGCGUUCUUCGGGCUUGUUUGCCAGCUGAUUAUCUCUUUGUGGCCUUGUUCGAUCUCUUGCAUAGCUAGAUGUCUGGACCAUGUCUUCUUAUACCGGUGAUUUAUCUUUUGUAUGCUGAAUUGCUGAUCAAUGUCAUUGACUUGUGAAUCUGGGAUGGCACACAUAACACAAACUAGUACUAGUACUAGUACUAGUA